Molecule: messenger RNA, 1892 nt
Organism: Punctularia strigosozonata HHB-11173 SS5
Lineage: Eukaryota; Fungi; Basidiomycota; Agaricomycetes; Corticiales; Punctulariaceae
Product: DUF382-domain-containing protein
Exons: 8
Coding region: 32-1786 (584 amino acids)
Biological process (GO): mRNA splicing, via spliceosome
Cellular component (GO): U2-type spliceosomal complex; U2 snRNP; U12-type spliceosomal complex
Source: RefSeq, a predicted model, not a curated record
CGUUCUUCGCCAGACGACCUCGGCGCACAACAUGGCCACUAUAACUGCUUUGGCGCCGACGGCGGCAGGGAACGGAACUUUCAAAGCGAAAACCAAGAAUCAACUGCGUCGACUCAAAGCUAAGCAGAAGAAGGCGACGUCAGAAACACCGGAGCCCAAUGGUCAAUCAAAUACGGAGCAGACGACCCCGCCCGCAAAGGAAGAGUCGGCGGAGAACGUGGAGUACGUGUCUGAGCAGUUGGAUGUCAAGGACCCUUCCCUUGAAGCAUUUUCCGACGUCUUUGCUCGCUUUCAGCUACCUCAGGAUAUGGCCGCAGACUCGAAGGAAAGGAUAGAUACCAAAGGAGAAGUCAUCUAUUCCGAUGACGAUAUGGCGUCCGACGAGGACAACUCGGACACGGAGGGCGAGAAGAAGCCUUUGUCAAAGAAGAAGCAACGGAAGAUGAAUCGUCUUACGGUCGCGGAACUGAAGCAACUCGUGAAGAAGCCUGAGGUCGUCGAAUGGACUGAUGUGUCCGCCGCAGACCCUCGGUUACUCCUGCAUUUGAAGAGCUACAGAAAUACUGUACCCAUACCUCAACACUGGAGUGCCAAGCGGGACUACCUUCAAGGCAAACGCGGUAUCGAAAAGCCGCCGUUUCAGUUGCCGUCGUACAUCGCUGACACCGGUAUCGCGACAAUGCGAGAUGCGGUGAAGGAGAAGGAGGCGAACAUGUCCUUGAAGCAAAAGACGCGGGAACGAGUGCAGCCAAAGAUGGGCAAGGUCGACAUCGACUACCAAAAACUUCACGACGCAUUCUUCAAAUUCCAAACGAAACCUCCCGUGACGACCUUCGGAGAGAUGUACUACGAAGGCAAGGAGUUCGAGACAUCGCUCAAGGAGAAGAGACCUGGUGAGCUUUCGCCAGAGCUUGUUGAAGCUCUGUCGAUCCCUCCGCUCGCUCCACCGCCGUGGCUCAUCAGCAUGCAACGGUUUGGGCCUCCGCCAAGUUAUCCUACACUUCGUAUACCGGGUUUGAACGCACCGAUCCCUGAAGGAGCACAAUGGGGUUUCCACCCAGGUGGAUGGGGAAAGCCACCCCUGGACGAAUACAAUCGUCCGUUGUACGGCGACGUCUUCGGUGUGUUGCCGAAGACUAACAACGACGGCAUGGGCGAGCCGGUGGACAAAGAACCGUGGGGCGAGUUGGAACCCGAAGAGGAGGAGGAAGAGGAGGAAGAGGAAAGCGAGGAAGAGGAGGAGGAGGAAGAGUCGACACCAGCGCCUGCGGAUGGUCUGCAAACACCAUCAGGACUAGAAACGCCGUCGGGCAUGGCGAGCGUUGUCUCAACUGUCGCUGGUGGCCUCGAGACUCCUGACUUCCUCGAACUCCGCAAAAAUGCUGGCAGAGCACAAUCAGAGAGCAACGACGGCCCUCGGUCACUUUAUCAGGUUGUGCCGGAGAAGCAGACGUCGGUUCGUGGUUUGAUGGGCAGCGAACGCGGUUACGACGUCAGUGGCGUCUCGGGCGCAGCCAACGCAAAUAUUCCGGUUCUCGGAGAUGAGCGGGGCAAAAAGCGCAAAGCCAAUGGUGUGGAUGUCUCGAUCGAUGCGUCGGAACUGGAGGGUAUGUCAGAGGAAGAUUUACGCAGGAAGUACGACGCACACUCGAGAGGGAACGCGGGCGUACCGGGAUCGAAGGAAGACUUUUCGGAUCUGGUUGCGCAAGAGACCGUAAAACGACAGAAAUUGGAGAGGGAGCGACAGCAAAGGAGAUCGACCAAGGACAAGGAGUUCAAGUUCUGAUGCCAGAUCUAUUUCCUUACGCUAUUGAUGGAUCGAGCGAGUUCGACUAUGUACUUACUGUAUGCUUUCCUCUUGAUAUGUAUCGGCCGCAGUGGCCACUGGCGAG